This is a messenger RNA of Vigna angularis (adzuki bean), 1131 nucleotides long. RefSeq names its product F-box protein At4g09920. The record is from RefSeq and is a predicted model, not a curated record. The transcript has 3 exons. NCBI's taxonomy places the organism in Eukaryota, Viridiplantae, Streptophyta, Magnoliopsida, Fabales, Fabaceae. Gene Ontology annotation, molecular function: protein binding. Bases 1 to 1131 code for a protein of 376 amino acids.
AUGGCUGAUUUGAUAAGUAGUCUCCCAGACGAAAUAAUUUGUUAUAUUCUUUCUUUUCUUCCAUCCCAACAAGUUGUUGCAACCACUGUUCUCUCCAAGCGCUGGAAUCUUCUCUGGCGUUCUGUUCCCUCUUUCGAUUUCAAUACCUUUAAGGAAUAUUUUUGGCUUCUCAAAUUCGAAAAAACUCUGAAUACGUUUUAUAGCUCGGUGUACUCUUUCUUGGUUUGUCGUGGAGAUCAACUCUUGUAUAGAUUUCGCCUUAGAUGUUUCUCUUCCUUUGAUAUUACUGAAAGUAUCAAGACACGGAUUCAGACUGCUCUGAGUGGAAGUUGUAGAGUUCAAAUCAUCGACCUCUAUUAUCCUUGGGAGGACUUUGUCAUUCCAUCUGUGGUAUUUAGCUUUAAAACUCUUGUAGUUCUCAAGUUGAAUUUCAUAACAGUGGAAGAUAUGUCCUUUGUUGAUUUGCCUUUGCUUAAGAUCUUGCAUCUAGAAGAUAUUAUUUCCCCAAUAGAAAUUGAUCUGCUUCUUUCUGGGUGUCCAAAUCUUGAGGACUUAGAAGUCAGUGGUUUGAAUUGUAAAACUAAAGGAAAGUUUAUCAGAUUGCCCAAGUUGGUUAGAGUCAGCACUGAUGAACCUUUACUUCCAUUGGAAAUAUUUAAGGAUGUUGAAGUUUCGAAAUUCGAUUAUGUAAUGCCUAUAUUUCAACCAAACCUGGACCUGAAUUUUGACUUUCACAAUUUAGUUCAACUUCAAUUGAAGGUGGAACUGGAUUGGCUUCUGGUCUUGAACGUGCUCAAUCAUUGUCCCAAGCUUCAAAGUCUUGUCAUUGACAUUUAUAAGUCCGAUGUUCGUAUUUGUCAGACCUUCAAUUUACCAGGUUAUGAAGAAGAUGUUUGGCCAUACCCACAAACUGUUCCUGCAUGCAUUUCAUCACACCUUAAAACCUGCAGUCUUAUAUAUUACAGUGGUUCUAAAGAUGAGUUUCAUUUUGCAAGAUAUAUAUUGGAGAAUGCAAAAUAUCUACGGACCAUGAGAAUACGCUUUGAUCCUGGAAAUGGAAAUGAUAUUAUGGAAAGAGAAUUAUCUUCCUGCAUGAAGAGAUCAGAUACUUGUACCCUUUCAUUUGAAUAA